AUGGUGUGCAUUCGGCAGGCCACCGUGGAGGACCUGCUGGCCAUGCAGAGCUGCAACCUCAUGUGCCUUCCGGAGAACUACCAGAUGAAGUACUACCUGUACCACAUCCUGUCGUGGCCACAGCUGCUCUACGUGGCGGAGGACUAUAACAAGAAGAUUGUUGGCUAUGUGCUCGCUAAGAUGGAGGAGGAGUCAACGGAGUGUCGCGGGCACAUCACAUCACUGGCCGUGUCUCGCACUCACCGCAAGCUGGGUCUCGCCACCAAGCUCAUGACGGCUGCCCAGCAUGCAAUGGAGGAGGUGUUUGGUGCCGAGUACGUGUCCCUGCAUGUGAGGAAGAGCAACCGGGCGGCUUUCCACCUCUACACCGAAACACUCGGUUACAAGAUCAAUGACAUUGAGGCGAAGUACUAUGCUGAUAGCGAGGAUGCUUAUGACAUGCGCAAGAACCUCAAGCCCGCUGCUGAGAAGCCCAAGAAGGAGCUCAAGGGAGGAAAGGCCGCUUCUGAUGAUAAGGCAUCAUCUAAUAACGAGGAUGUGGCCAAGGAAGAUGCUGAGGCAGCUAGUAACGGGGAUAGGGGCGGUGCAGAGGGGACCGGGAGGGCUGAUGAGUCGAAGGCUGGGGAGAAAAAGGAGGAAGGUUCUGAGAAGGCGGGUGAGAAGGAGGUGGCUGCGCCGGCAACACCAGUGAGGGAGAAGGAGAAAGGGGCGUCCCGAGGGGGUGGCAAGGGCGGGUCUGGGCGGCGGCGCAAGGGCGGCAAGGGCUAA
Molecule: messenger RNA, 768 nt
Organism: Closterium sp. Naga37s-1
Lineage: Eukaryota; Viridiplantae; Streptophyta; Zygnematophyceae; Desmidiales; Closteriaceae
Source: the annotation of a GenBank genome assembly